AUGGCUUCGUCCUCGUUUUCAACGUUGGUUCAAACGAAAUCCAUCGAACGUGUUCUUGCCCCAAUUGCCACCCAAGUGAGUGUUUACUAUUAACCAAGUGUUUUCAUUUCUUGAUCAUUUUAUAACAUUAGAUACAGUUACACGCCGGUUAAUAAACAACUAGAAAGCACUGUACAUGACAAAUUUACACUAAAUAUUCGAUAAAUAGGUUUAUAGAAUAAAGUACCUUUCAAAAUAUUAAACGUAAAUGCCAUUCAUAUUUGCAACAUUUUUAUAAAUCUGUUGCAUAUUUGAUAUUUCAAUGUUCUAUGCUCGUGUUAAAUAUCCCUGCGGAAAAACGUUUUGGAGUAAAAAGUACAAUUAUUAUUUCUAAAAAUAUGUUGAGUAAAAAGUAAAUUUAAAAACUACUGAAAUGUCAAAAAAAUGUCUGCCAGCCCUGCCAGGGGGGGGGUACACUUGAUUAACAAUAGUCACAUAAAUCUGAUUUGUCCUCACCUACACCUACCCCAUAGUACAUUUUAAGGGCCUUCCUCCACGUAACAUUUGGCGGGGUUGGAAACAUUUGGUAGGAAUUGAAGCUAAUUUUUGUCUGGUGGAAGUCUUUGAUUUGGAGAAACGUGAGAAAUUUUACUAAACAGUGGCCCAUGUGGCAUGGUCAUUGUUGGCAAGCAAACCUAAAUGGUCUGGAACAUGGGGAGAUUUUCCGGGGGGGGGGGUUAGGUGGUGUGACCCCCCUAGAAUCUCUCUAACCCCUCUAAUAAAGUGUUCAAUCCCACCAAAAUUUUGUUUCACCCCUCCUAUUUUGUGUGAAAGGCUUUAACACAAACGCCUAUUAAAUGCCAAAGCACACUGCAUGAGUGGUGCUGCUUGCACCCCACCAGAAAUUUUUCUACCCCUCCUUUUAAAUAAAUGAAAAUCUGCCCUUGAUCUGGAAGGUUUAUUCAAUUAGUUACAAAAUGGCAGAGAAUCCAUGCCCGUAUCUGGCGGAAGAAAUUUUUGCAAAAAUUACAGGAUGACUAUCACGGACUCUAUAGAAAUGUACCUUUGUACAAUUGAAGCGUGGAUUUAAAAAAUUGUUUCCAUGUAUACUGUACAUCAUACUUUAUACAAAGAAAACAUCUUUCAUACAAAAACAGUGAUAUUAUAAAGGAUUGUCAGUGAUAAACUACGUAAUUUUUUGAUAUUUAGGUUUCCAAUUUGAUCAUCUUGAAUGAAGCUGGUGUGCAAGACCAACAUGCAUUCCCAGAUCUUGUCUCUUCUGCAGAACAUAUUUUUCAAACUGUUCGAACACUAACUCACACUGGAUACAAGCUUGCUCAGGAGAGCUCUGAUGAGGUGAAUCAUCCAUAGUUGAUAGUAAAAUUUUGCUUUGAUAGAAAAUAGAGAAUAAGAAGAAAAGAGUGCAGAAUGUUUGAAGGAGGGGCACCAAAAAGACAGGAAGUAAUUAAGGAAGGGGAGUUUGAGAUGUUAGAAAAGAAAUAACACACAGGUUAAACAGGAAGGGAGAGAUGAAGAAGGCCAGAGAUGAAAAAUAGAAUAAGAACUGUAGGCAGGAAAGAAAUAGGAAUGUAUGAGUGGAAUUAAAGAGAAACUUUAGUGAAAGAAAAAGAACAGAAAACGGAGGAACAGAGAACUGGGAAAUGUAAUCAAUGCAUGAAUGAAGAAUGAAUUGAAAUCAGAAUGAAGAAAAGGAAAAGAGAAGAAUGAAGGAAUUGAAGAAUGGAAAUUGAAAAGCAUGGAAUUGAAUAAACAUGAAUUGGCAGAUUUUUCUUGCAGCAAUUAAGUUCAGAUAUGCCCGGAGCUUGCAGUCAAGUACUUGAAGCAGGGAAUAAUCUGUUAACAGCAGCACAACAAUUACGAAUUGAUCCUCUUAAUGGCUCUAUGAGAUCAAUUCUUGUUGACUCUGCCAAGAAAGUUCUUGAAUACACUGUUAAUGUAAGUGAAUGCACUCUACUUUUGCUGAAGAAGCAUACUGUAAUUAGGCAUUGUAUUUACUUUUGGGGAACUAGCAAUUGCUUGCGAGCCUGAUAUAAUUUUAAUUUUUCACGUAGAAAAAAAUUGUUUAAGGUUUUUGGCAAAAUUGAAAAUCUUUAUGGUUAACAGAUUUAGGAUUUGCUAUUGAAACCGCUGUGGGUAUCAACUGAUUCAACACAUGCAGGGAUGGGGCUUCACGACAGGGAAGAUUUCACAAUUAGAAAGGAGUCUAAUAUACAUACUGCAUUUUGGGGGAGUUAUUUCAGCACUGACCUGUGGCCUCAAACUGAACUGAGCAAUGUCAUUUUCAGGUGCUGCUAACAUCUGAUGAUGCAGAGGUGCGGAAAAUUAUUCACAAAGCGAACAUGGUGUUGGAGAAAUUAUGGAUUUUACAAAAUGUCCAAUCUUGGCCUGAGUUCAGAAAGCACUUUCAGGUACACCGUGCAGCACCAUAAUCCUGAAUUUUGUGUGUUUAAAACCAACAUUUGAAAAUGUUGGUUUUAAAGUGCAAAACUUUUAACCAUAAUCUGGGAUUUUUGUUAUUAAAUAAUAUAUGCAUUUAAUCCUUUUAUUAGAUAUUUAGUGACAGUGUGUCACAGGUAUUGAUGUUAUGUGAAAAAAGACGGAAUGUGAGUAAAAUAUUUGAUAGCUCAGUUGGAUCAGCAUGGUUCAGUAAAUAAUAAGAUCUAAACAGUUGUGUUUUCUUUUACUGGUAAGGAGCUUGUGAGUCCCACUAAACAAGAGGUGAUUGCAUCAUCAACGGCUGUUCUUAUGAAUGCUACAUCGAAAUUACUGUCUACAAGUCAUGAGUACAUGCAAAAUCCUGAUCAACAGGCACUCAAGGUAAGAACAUAUGUAUGUACAAAUAUUGGUUUCAAUAAAUGUUGCCAGGUAGCACUUUGUGGCCAACUUAAGAAUGUUGGCACUUACAGUAUAAUAGGAGCAAAUAAUUGAGCUACAUGUACAGCUAUCAAUUCUAUUUAUUUGUGACCAAAUAAAAGACAAGUAUUUAUAAUGAGAAAAAUGAACAUUAUUUUCGUAUCCUUAUAACUGGCGGUAAUCACUAACUCUUGCACGAUAUAGUGAAACCUAUCCGUGGAUAAGAAUUAAUGUAAUUAAUAUAAAAGAGUUCCCAUGGCUUUUAUUCUUCAAAAAAAAUGAGAAAAAUAGUUGCCAUUACAGUACUGCUCAGAAAUGCGUUCUCACAAAGUGUUCUAAUUGCGUUUGAUUUGCGUUCUGAAUACGUUCUAAUUUGUGUUCCAAUUUCUGCAACGUGUUCCGCUUUCACUGGAAAUGAAAUUGGCGACCACCGAAAAUUAUGGCGAACUACAAUUAUAUUUAUUUUGUGUCUAAAACUAUUAGUAUCUUCUUUUUAUUUGCAGGCAAAUCGAGACUAUAUUGUGGGUCAGAUAUUUAUGGCGUGUUCACAAAUUAUUCAGACGGUUGAGACAAAAGGAAUUACAAGCAAUCAGGAAGAAGCAUCAUACCGCUCACCAACAAACAACGGACAGCCACAGGUAUGUAACUAUGUGCUUAUUUUGAUGGUUGAGGAUCAUGGCAUACUUACAAAAGGAAUACUUACAAAAUGUGUAUUUAAAGCAUGGUCAAAUGAGGAUGAGAGUUGGCAGUAUUAAUAAUAUUUCCUUGUUUCAUUUAUUUCGUUUUUCAUUCCAGAAACCAUUAGAGUCUACUCCAAGUCGUUUGGAUUAUUACCUUGAGGCUAUUGUACACAACAGUCUGGCCGUCGCUGAGAAAUGUGAACAUCAAAAACGAAAACUUAGAAUUGCCAAAGCAUGUCAAGAAGUAAUGGCUAAAACUUAACUAAACUUGAUCCUUCAUUGUCUCGGUAUUAGAGAGGUUCAGUUUUAACUUCCACAACCUCUCUCAGGCUGUGCAGACUACGUUUUCAUGUGUUGAUAAAAUGUUUUUUAGGUGCUGGAAACGCGAGGCGAACUGAACAAUGCACAGGAAGCCUUAUCUGCCAACCCAAUGUCUGAAAGAUAUAGGUACAGUAACUAUUAAAGAAACAAAAAUGUUCUGUAUAUUUUAUCAUUCCGAAAAAUUCCAAAUAAUUAGCGUGCUAACAUGUGAAACCUCUUUUCUUAUCCAUAUUUACAGGAGAGUUCUUGCUCUUAUUCUUACUUCACUUUUCUCUCACUUUCUUUGCAGUAAUCAGUUCAAUUUUGAUGAACUUCAUUUUUUCUUUAGGCAAGAGUUUGACUUCCACACGGACAAGCUACAACAAUGUUUGCGAUCUUUGGACCGUCGUGUUACUAUGACAAUAAUUGCUGCUGUAUGUACAGGCUUUGCUGAUGUCGACACCCCGCUGCAUAACCUUAUUACCGCUGCAACCACUCCAAUGCCUGUAAGUAUUUGUCAGCUGUGCGGUGACUGUAUGUAUUCCUAUUAAGGGACUUCAUUAUAAGUUUCACAUGACAGACGAUGAUGGGCAACUUCAGGAAUUUUGACAUGUAGUAGAGGAUCAAUAAAAUUUCUCAAUCUUCACUCAGGUGAAUAUGAUGUUUGUGGUGUUAUUCUGAGUGCGCAUCCACACCGGGCAAGCUGAAAAGUUUGCCUGACCACGUACGGUGGGAAUCGAACACGCGACCUUUGGAAUACUGGUCCAAUGCUCUACCAACUGAGCUACGAGGUCAAGUCGGUUCAUAACACUUAGCAUAGUAAUAUUUCCAUUGUCUUUCCAUUGUUUUGAAAGUGCCACUGUUCUCUGUGCCCUCCGUGGCAACAACUCACUCUGAUAAUUGCUUGUUGAUCACCAUCUGUUGUGCGAGAGUGCUUGGUGAAAACCACUACCAUAAAAUUUUUCUUUUUUGUUCAUUUAGAAUGAGAGUUUCUUGAACUACAAUCAAGCGAUGAGUCGACUAAAGCAAUGCCAACAAGCGUUUCUGAAUUAUUCUGCUACGUUAUGUCAGGCUGCUAAUAAUGCAUCGUCAGUUGCGGCUGAACCUGACCGUAAGAAAUUUGAGAUGGAUUGAAAUGUUUGUUUUGUUCACGUGUCUGUCAUACUGGUGUUUAUACUAUGUCUGCCUCACUCGUCUGUAUCAUUCCAUUUUGAUUUCAUGCUCUUUCCAUACCUUACCACCCGAAAGUUGAGUAUGGAGUGUGACCAGCAUCACUGACAGUAAUAAUAAUACUCUUCUCUUCAGGUGUUCAUGCUAUCCGUUCUGUGAUUGGUCAAAUAGAAAACCUCACGCCACGGAUACUCAGCGCGUCUUCAGAGAUUCGCCAACAAGCUCAAAAUAGCAAAAACUUGCAGUAUUUGAAAACUAUUCAACAGGAAUGGCGAACACAUGUCGGUGUAUUGUCCGAUCUUUCUGUGGAUGCCGUCAGCUCUGGAGAUUUUCUCAGCACGACGGAAGCACUAGCAAAAGAAAGUUUGACAAAGUGUAGAGAGGCUUUAGGAGAGCUAAUUUUGAGAAAUUGACGAGUGAAAUAUCGUUGUUGGUUAGUAUUUCCGAGAAAGCAGUACACGUGUGUAGGAUUGAAUUACAACGGGCAGCUGAUCCUCUGUUUAAGAGCAGAUUGACUGAAGUGACAACCCGUGUUAAUUCAGGUAAAACAUAAUCGUAUGUUACCUUACUUUAACCUUACCUUAUUUUACCUUACCUUGCCUGCCUUACCUUCCUUCACCUUACCUCCCCACGCCUCGCCUAAUGCCUUCCCUUACUGUCCCUUACCUUACUUAUCUUUCCUCACCCCAUCUUACGUCACUUCACCUUAUCUCGCCUUGCCUUGCCUUACCAUUCCAUACCAUACUUUUUCCUUGCCUUACUUUUACCUUUUGUUUUGCCUUACCUUACCCCUACUAUAGCAUAGCAUACCAUACUAUAUACCAUGAUACCAUGCCAUACUAUACCAUGUAACAAUGUAACAAUGUAUGUAACAAUGUAUCAUUUGGACUAUUCCCGUUGCUUUUUCUACCUUUAUUAGUUCUACCAGAACUGGCUUCGUUAUCAACCGAGGUAAUCUGCAAUAUUCAAGAUUCCCGCAAUCAUGUAAAGUUUAUGGAACAUGCUAUGGUACUUGUGGAUAAGUUAGGUGAAAUGAGAUCAAUUGUAAGAAGAUCCCCAGUGCACCUGAAAGGUACAGUGUUAAUGGAAGUGUGAAGCUUCAUGCUGUUUUCUGUAGUCUGUAUGGCUCGUAAUAGAAAUCAGGCUGAGUUGGUUAACGACUAAAAAACGAUUUAACAUGCGGCUAAUGCGUUGCCUCUGGUUUACACACGUUUAGAUCAUACAGGAAUAGUCCAUACUCUUUAAUGCGAUAGCGUAUAGCGAUCUGGGGUUAUACAUACGUUGAAAUAAUUGUCUUCAAUUUAACAAAUUGUUUUUAGAUAAUAGUUUUGAAGAGGGCGACACUAAGCCUAUGGCUCCUCCUUCGAUUAAUGUGACGAGUAAUACAAUCCGUAAGCGUCGAGGAUUUUGGUUUUUACACAAUUCUUAAGUUUUUUGAUAUUUAAACAUUGCAAUGGAGUGAUUGAAGACUAAGGCUCCAGAUCUACGUUUAGGUUUUCCAAGUCAAGAUUUCCUCAAUGUACGACACGCAUCACCGCGACCAGGGGAAAGCAGUCAAGGAAGGAACAGUCCAGUUGGAAGGAACAGUCCAGCUGGAAGGAACAGUCCAGUUGGAAGGAACAGCCCAGUUAUUAUGGUACGUAAAGACACGAACUUUGUGGCUAUAAAGUAUGCUGGAUUUCGGCAUACCUAUAGCCACGGUUUGUGCUAUAAGGUAUGCUGGUUUUCAGCAUAUCUAUAGCCACGGUUUGUGGGAAGCUUUAAACUUGACUUACACAGGAAAUUUUAAUUUUUGGAAUUUGCUGCCAGGACGAAAAAUACAUUAUCUAGGCCUGGUUGUUCCUGUUACCUCACCUUUGAAUACGAAAUUUCUUUCUUGUAGACGAGCAACCCAGACUCCAACAGUCUACCAGUGACACGUGCAUCGUCAAGACAGAUGGGCCAGAUGAGAAAUCGCAACUCACGUGACAUUCAGAAUUAUAUCCAAGAAACUAGACAUUGUUUGCUGUUAGGUACAACCGUGCAUUUCUGCGAGUUUUCUCAUUCACUCCUGUAGAUUACGUUCACAUGAGACGAAUUCGGAGCCGUACGAUAAUUCGCCCCGAUCCACUUGUUCAUACGGGAUUUAUACCGUUAUUUUUGCUGAGAUUUGUCCCGUUUCAUGCGUACCAACAGUCUCGUACCCAGGCUAGUACCGCUCAAAAAUAAAUGAACAAGGGAACGAGAUUGUGUGGUCUUACGAGGCAAGAAAAGCAAAAUCGUUUGAGUGCGGUUCCGAACUCAUCCGGGCCGGUGUGAACACGCCCUUUCUCUUUAUGUGGAUUUAAUCCAUUAAAUCUAAUCCCAGUUUUUCCAUACUCUAUAAACCCAGAAUACUGAGCCAUAAUGGGCGCAUAUACGCUUCAAACGCCAUGUUAGAGUUACUCCGGAUAUUCAUGUUCAUGUAUUGUAAACUCUUGUACAAUACUCCUCUUCCCAGUUCUCUUUUUCUAUUACGAGAUUUAUAGUUCAACCUGGGCUUAGCUUUAGUCUAAGCAAUUCCUUAAUCGUUUCAAGGUUUAACGCUGGUCGAAGCAGAUGAUAUUCAAAUGCUCGGAAAGCUCUCGGCAUUACUUCGUGUUUCUCCGUCAUCGCUAAUGUCUCGGAUACUCGACGCAGUCUCGCAGUCCGACUACGCUCUUGUGGAGCGACGAUGUAAUGAACUCUCUCGACGUGCUGCAAGUUUGAAAGACUUUAUCGAAGAGCCAGCUUUAAGACGCUCCAAGAAUAAAGAGGCUUCCAGGUAUUUAAAAUAUUUUGCUGUAAUCACUGCAUUUUGCCGGUGGGGACAAUAGCCAAAUAUACAAGUCCCUUUUCCAUUAGAGAGAAAGUCUGAACGGGCCGGUUUUGUUUCGUUCAAACUGUUGCCUGCCUUUGCUGUUUACUCGAUACUAGUACCAAACUGACUAUCCCGAGGAUGUGCGGAAUAAACUAUCAAUAACCUUGCCUUUAAACCUCCUUUGUUUCUCUUGAUAGCCUCGCCCUCACAACAUCCUCGGAAGUGUACGAAAGUACCGCUGAUGUCGUUCAGCUUGCGUGGAAAGUUGCUGCCAACCCAAAAGACACGAAGGCAGACAAUCAACUACGUGUCAAGUGUGAUAAAUGGAGUGAGCAACUGGAUAUUGUUCGAGCAACCGUGGACAAGUUAGUCAAUCCUUGGUCUGUAUCUGCCUCCUGUGUUGUACAAGCUGUGACGUUGAAGGAUCAGCAUCUGUACACUAACCAGGUAAGGCUUGGCCAGCGGGCUAGUUUGUGGCAGGUUAUCCGUAGAAUCAGGUAAGGAGAAAAUCAUUUUCUUACUGGGAGAACAACCUGAAGACGCUAAUUUCCUGCGGACCAAUUGCAGGAAAAUUUGUGCUAAAUCUCUGCCUAAACAUAGUGUCUUACAGUUGUUGACCAUGUUUUAAAUUCAGAGAAAGAUGUCUGUCAACCAUAAGCUGUUGGUCUCAUAAUGGUGCAUACAUGAUACGUGGUAUCAAGUUUCAAAUCUUCAAUCUAACAAAUUUCUUGCAACUGUUUAACUUUUCCUGCGAGCGAGGCUCAACUAUUUUUUCCACCCUGCCUGGCAAUGCAUGCAUGAUUUAGUCGAAUUAUUCAACCCGUGUUUUGUUUCUUGAUCACACCACCUUAUAUUUUUCCUAUUCUUGUAUUCUUUCAUACUUUAUCGUUUUUCCAAUUCUCACAUUUUUCGUUACAGAUCACCAACUUUAGGCAGCAUGUGUUGCGCCUGCGUGAACUAGCAUCAUCCGCUAAGGCGGCCGCGGAUGCAGAGGAUGCUGUGGACGUGAGCGGGGAAGGCGAAGCUCCUGCCAGAAAUCAAGAUUCUUUAAGGAGAAUUGAGUUGGUUAUGGUCAAGUCUGCGGAGAUGGAUGAGUUGACUAAUCGGUUUAUCACUGUUUCUCAGGUAGGUACAUCACGUUGCAGGGAUAUUUUGAAUCCGUAUGAAAUUAACAGUUUAAAGAUCGAGAUUAUGAAAGGGGUAUACCAGAUCGCUAGUCUUGUUUGGAUCCGGAUUAGGUUUGAGGUUAGGGCUGAGGGUUAGCGAUCCGGUCCGAAUUUUAUACCUGCCUGGGUUUACUGUAUGUUUGAAUAGAGUUCUACAAUCAAUUUGAGGUAGCAGGUGUCGCAUCUUAAAAUGUAGCCUUUGCAAACUGGACUACCGUUAGUUACCGUUUCUAAGGUACUUGAAUCUUGCUCUGGUGCCAUUGUUAAGACUUUAACUCCAUUUCAAUCAAUUUCAGGAAAUGUUUAAGAACCGUGACAAGGCGCCUGACAUGGUUACGCUGGAAUUUCUCCGCCGUGAUUGGGCUUGUAAAGUUCAGUCCUUGAUUCUAGCUGUUGAUGAUAUCACAGCAGGGACCUCGGCACCAGUUGAUGGUAUUUGUACGGCAGCCUUGCAUGGUGAUAAUCAGGUUGUCAGAGAUCGUGGCAAGCUAUUGAACACUUACAUUGUGACUUUGAAAGAAAUGGCUGACGGUUGCUCGGCUGAGUAAGUAGUAUACGCGUCACAGUUUUUAGUAAUAGAAGAAUGAUUUAGUGGUUUGCGAAGGUGCACUUCUGCGAACGAGGUUCGAUUCUGUAUUACGCAAAAAUCUGAUUAUAAUAUCACCUCAAUCGCAUGUGGGGUGAGUGCUGUUGAAAAGUUUUGUAUAACUUGUAAAAUUUUUCAACUUUCUGCUCGAGCGAGAUGCUCAAAAUCUAGAAUAUAUUUCCCCAUAAUCUAUGCACUCACAUCACCUUAGUAUAUGAGCACGUGGAUAGCUCGUGGUUUGGUGAUACAGGAAUACCAGGUCCGCAGGUUCGGUCAUAGUUCAUUUUUCCACUUGCUCCCGUUUACGUCUGUCGAAGUAAAGUUAGCAAGAGCAUCACUUUGACAACUGCCGGUUUACCACUAUCUGAUGCAAGCAAUGCUUAGUGACUUAUAUUGCAUUUUCUCGUUCUGUCAGUUGUAGAGACAAAGAAAAGGAAGAUAAAGCUCAAGAAACAAUCUUAUAUGUCGGUGAACUAACUCAGAAAUUUCAUGAUGCUGUUUUAAUUGUGCAAGAGAAAGUCCGAGCUGAUGCGAGCACCGUUGAAGCAAGUUUACAUUUCAUGUCUUGUGUUGAGAAAAUGGUUUUAUUGCAAAGAGAAUGGUCUACAAAGGUACAGUAUAUGGAUAAAUAUCACGAUUUUGGGCAUUGUACUCGAUGGAACUCAAUGUUGUAGGGGUUUUUGAAGAAGGAAAUUUCCAUCAAAUUAUCAAUGGUGCCUUAAUUGUAUCCAGUAGCCUGCAUGGCAGAUGGUCUAUCCUCAAGGCAGAGCACGCCCGCCUCUCGGGUCAGGUUACUCACAUCCAGACGUUUUGUUUGCUUGUAAAGCAAAUCUGUUAAAUGUACUUUUUGCUUUCUACCCACCUGUUUAAAUCCCGAACCAUUAAGGUGACUAAACCAAGAUUUGAAGCUGCAUAUUCAGCGAACCUGCAGGCUCGCGCUCUACCAAAUGAACUGUCGCAGAGGAACUAUUGAGUCAGCUGGAGAGAUGCUCAAAUGACUUCGUACCUCAAUUGUUAUCAGCCAGCUUCGGUGCAGAUUCAAUCAAUUAGGCUCGACUUUAUGUUGACAAUACGUUGUUGAGUUCUUACCGUAAAUAUUGAGUGAAUAAUUAUCAUACUACUCUGAUGAUGGCUCAGUAAUAAAACCUUCAAAUGAUUCUUUCCUAUUUUUGGCAUAAUUUCAGGUUCACCUGUUCACAUCGUUGAUUGAUGACAUGACCGCUGAUGUUUCGGCUCACGUUGAUCGACUUGCUGGCGCAGCCUUGAAUGUGAGCCGUGUUGACCGCAACAUGAAACUGGAAUACUUGCGAGAUUUCGAAGCACAAUCCAACAAACUGUCCUCGAAGGUUGCCCGCGUGAGAAAUCACGCGUGUCUGACAAUCAGUAAUAGCGAGGACGUAGAAAAAGUUGAAAUGGUUCGGGUCACCUGUGACUUUUUGGAUCGUCUUACUCCUCAAGUUAUUGCUGCUGCCAGAGGACUGGCUGGUGAGUGCAAUAUUUGCUUUUUAUUUGCUUUUUUUUUUGUUUUCGAAACAAUAUGGGAUUGUCCUCGAUCGGAAAGAAUGACGAGGAACUGGACAAACCCAGGGCACACAUCCUGGUCAAACCCGGGGUACACGUCCUGGCCAAACCAAGGGUGCACAUCUUGGUCAAAGCCAGAGCACAAGUCCAAUGAAUGAACUAAAUUUUGCUCAAAUAUAGGUGUAAAAGCGGUGUAUAAUACUUCGCUCAAUCCAUAUGAAUGAUUCGCCUGGUUUAUAUAAGAAGUCCAAAACUGGCCGUUCCCAAAAAAUAUUUUAUUAAUUCAUUGAUCUCUAAAAUUUAGACAAUCCUGACCAGCCAACUGUGGAACAUUUUCAAAUGUUGAGACGUCAGUGGUCAUCGCGGGCUCAUUUCCUCAUGGCAACGCUACAGACUUUGAAGAAUGUUCAAUAUUCGUCUGUGGAAGGUACACUUGCUUGUACAUCAUGUGAAGGAACGCUUUUCCCCAAUUCUGAUCAACACCUCCUCGUUUGAGACUUAACACGUGACUAUGCGUUGAAAAUAAUUUAAGAGUUUCUUAUGUCUUACUUUAAAUUCUUGGCAUUGACAUAUUUAACUGGGUUUGCACAUUUGAACACUUUUUUGUAGAAAUUAAAUAUCCAUGAAGAAGUAACUUAAUUCACGCCAUUGUAUGAUUUUCCGUUUAGUUGUCACGAAAGAACUAUUGGGCUCCCUGGACAACGCCGAUCAACGUGGCCCUACAAUACUACAAUCCAGCGGUCAUAGCUUGAGAGAUACUUCAGUACAUUAUCCCCCACCAUUGGAGAGAUACCAUAUGUCCCCCAAUGUUCACACCUCACCCUCUGAGAGAUCUCGUCUACUCCACAAUCUUGUCCACUCACCCCCUAAUCGAGGUUUGGAGGAAAGGCCUGGUACGAGAGAGCGGGUUGAUGAUCUCGAGGCAUCGCUUGACGUCAUUGAUGGCUUGGUGACGUCUCUCGGUGACUUUGCCAUGCGCAGUCAGGUAUGUGAACUACUCAGGGGUGCAACUCAGUCUCUCACGAGAGACUAGCCUGCGAGCAGGCUCUCUGGGUGAAAGAGAGCCUGCAAGGAUCCCUAUGAUAUUUACGUGCAUGCGUCCAAUAUUUGGACGCAAAGCUCUGAUUGGUUGAUAACUGAUUCAAAUGAAGUGAUUGACAAGCUUCCGUAAACUACACUGCCCGUCUGUAAAACCGAACAACGCAAAGCUUCGAAUUUCGGCAAUGUAGAGACAUUAAUGUCAUGUAUUUUGUAUCCUUGUUGACUUUUUACUGUAAAUUAAUAUAGUAUUCAUAUAAAGACGAAUACUAAAAGCUUGCAUGCUUUAUUGAGUGUCUUGGGCUUGUCUGACUUCUAGGCUAAGAAAAGACUGAACAAAUUCGCAAACCGAAACCUACGGACAAGGCAUUAUAUCGCUUCUCUUUCAUGCAACAAUAUUGAGAAUUAUUCUGAUAAUAUUCAGUGCAUAUUGUUUGGAUUAAGCUUGUUUUACAAUAUAUAAAAGGAGUUCAACCACAAAAUAAGGUUCAACGUUUAUCGGUUUAUGUUUACAAUAUUGAAGUGUAUUUCCGGUCUGCGCUGAUUGGUUAUUAUUAAUUGACCUGUGACAUCAUAAUCAAAGGGCGGCAUGCAGUCAUCAUAGGGAUCCUUGCAGGCUCUCUUUCACCCAGAGAGCCUGCUCGCAGGCUAACGAGAGACCAGAUAUCAGCAAUCUGUUAAACUUUGACAGAUGUGUAAUCUUAACAGAUUUCCAAAUCUGUAGCAAAUUCUGUAAUAAUCUUUAUUUCGAUAAUGUCUAUGAAACAAAUGAAGGUAAAUUCUCUCUGUUUUUACAGUCUGAUUCAAAAUAUCAAAGUCAAAAUAUCAAACGCCACGUUCAACCUGUCCGCGCUCAGCUGGCGUCAAACAGACACGAUUACUCAAAGUUCAAACAAGCAGGGGAUCAUGUAGGAUACAAGGCAACAAGCGGUGGUAAACAUAGCGGCUCUCAGAAUUCAUUGCUACGUAUUGACUCCACUGAGUCACUAGAUGACACUGACAUGCGACGACCAACGUAUAGUCCAGCGGCAAUCAGAAGAACUGUAAGUAUGGAUGGUUUAAACAGAUCUUGGAGACAUGAGAGUGAAGAGGACCUCAGAAGUAAGAAGUCUUCUGUUUCUAUUGCUGUAAGUAGCUGUUUCUACUGGUUUAAACUAAACGUAAAUAAACUACCUUUAUUUAGAUUGGAUAGCUCUAUCAUUUGUAUAGAGGUCUUGUGAGGGUCAUUCUUAUAUUGGCCCAGUGUUACUACAGGAGAAAACCCGAACUAAACUAACUUUAUUUAAACUGGAUACCCCAUCAGUUUAAACUUCUCAUACUUAGAAGCCCAUCAAAGGACAUCCCUUAUUGGUCUAGUUUUAAUACAGAAUCAACCAGAAUACCCAGAAAACUCCUGCAGUACUUACUUGAGUCGAACCUGAAGAACUCUUAUCACGUGCGACUGAGUGACGCAGGCGAAAUUAUAAUGAGACAACUGCAUAUUUAAUACAGGAUUCGAUCCUUUGUCUCAGUGGUGAAUGGAUUAGUGAGAACGGUAUAAAAACCUUAUCUAUAGCAAUGAAUUGAUAGUAGUAACAAGUUUUCAGGACAUGCCAAGAGACCCAAGGUCCAUUAAGAUGGUAGGAUAUACUUUUGUAGUACUCCUUCCAAGAAUGUUUAUAAACGUAUAUUGUACAUUUGUACAAUCGCGUAAGAAAUUAAGAGCCGCCGAACUAGCUUUCAGGUUUUUGCUACAAAUUAAUGUUUUCAUCACUGUGUGCACACGAUAAUGUGUAACAUUUUGUCAGUCUGAAGAUGAUUUAGGUUAAAGUCGAAAAUUUACCAUUUUAGAUGUAAACACAUUAAUCAAAACAUGAUUUUAAAACUCUCAAUUUUUGGAUUAGUAUUUAUUUUGUUAUCCACGCUACCGAUUUACGUACCUGUAUCUUCAGGUAGAUUGUUCCGCAAAAACCUGUUACUCGAUAAAGAAGGUUGCUUUUGAAAGGUUCAUAUCUGGGCUUCUAGCGAUUAUCUAUUUCCCCUGACUUAACACAAGGUUGACAUGACGGCAAUAUAAUUAUCUUGCAGCGUGCAGCGGCUCAGUUACGUGACGAAGCAGAUAAAUGGGAGGAUGAGAACAAUGGCUUCGUACGUGUCGCGAAAACACUGGCUCGUCACAUGUUUACCAUGGCGGAGAUGACGAGAAAACGAAGCAGUAAGAGGGUAUGUCAAUGUUGUUUUCCGAUAUUAGCUUCGCACUUAAUAAUCAACUUAGUUCUUUGUUCUUGUACUUGUACUUGUUGUUGCAAAUUCAAUACAAAACAUCCUCGGAAUAAAAGCAUGUUAUGCUCUCAAGAUAUGAGGUAUCAACAAGAAUACACGAUAUAUGCGGUACGCAUAAGAUGUUUUCAUUUGGAAUAUGUUUUGUAUUGUAUUUUUUAAGCUGCCUGCAACUUGCGUCACGGUGUUAGUGUCACCGUGGUUGGUGCGUUUGCUUUCCACCUUGGUUCGAUUCCUGCAAUGCAAUACAGUUGUUUGAUUAUAAUCGUGCUUCAGUCACAUGAUGUAUAUUUUUCUUACACAAGGACAAUUCAGUUAUGAUUGAAAUUGCGAAGAAUGCUGCAAGCGAUUGUCAGGUGAUUUGGGAGUUUGCCAAGAUUAUUGCUGAGCACUGUACAGAUCAAAAGUAUGUUGUCAAGAACAAACUUCUUUAUUUCCCGUAAAAAUUAUAUAAAUAUUCAAUGUUUCUCCUCUUUUGGAGCCAAAAUUGAGAAUUUCUUAAACGUUCCUUUGCCGUAGCUCACUCGCCCCUCGUGCAGAACUGAAAUGAUUCUUGCUCGAUUUUAAACUGUUUGGCAGUCCGCAACUUUAAAUUAUAUAUUUUUCAUUUCUAGAUGUGGUGAAGAAAUUCUUCGUUCGGCAGAGUCUAUUCCAACGUUAGGAACUCAACUGAGUAUCAUAUCAUCCGUGAAGUCUGCCACACCUCAAGACAGAUCUGUAAGUUGUGACGUCAUAGUGAGCUUGAGAGAGGUUGAAUGUUGUCGUAGGGAAGUAAUGAUUUUUUUUAUUUUCUAGGCUGAGAACAUUCUUGUGCGAAAUUCUCAAAAUUUGAUGGACGCCGCUGUUCGCACUUUGAGAGUCAUCGAGGGAGCCGCUGUUAAGGUGCGUUAUUGUAUGUAAGGUAUAUUGCUUUGCAACUCCAUAAAUCCAUACACAGUUCUUCAGCUUCCAUUUAAAGGCUUUCAAAAAAAGCAAAUGAAUAUCAAAUUUAUAUCAACUUUACGCGCAGGGCUCCAUGCAGUGUAGGAUUCAGUUUAGGUGGUAUUGUGCAUGUAGUUGCUGUAGUUAGUGUCUAUCGUUUUCAAGUGAAGCGGCAUUUUCAAGUAGUUUGGAAUUACGCCAGAUUAUCAAAUUUAUGUAUGGGUUAUUUGAUUUUUCUUGACAGGGUCUAAAUCCACCCUCUCGGCAAGAUGACGGUAAACUGGAGGCAACAGACGUUGUGUUUGAAUGGAAAAGAAAAUUACGUCGUCAGAGAAGUUUAGAGGUAUUAUCAGCGGAGCGCGGGAACCUUGGUUUGCGCAUGCGUGAUAAUAGUCUCGCAGAUCCAUCACUAGUGGAUAUUUUUCACAUCUAA
Molecule: messenger RNA, 15745 nt
Organism: Paramuricea clavata
Lineage: Eukaryota; Metazoa; Cnidaria; Anthozoa; Malacalcyonacea; Plexauridae
Source: the annotation of a GenBank genome assembly